UCCGCGGUCCGUGAAUCGCAUUGGGCUCCGAGGCGGGCGCCGUGCACGGGGUUCCCACGCCGGACCGAGCUCGUUUAAGCCUUCCGGACACCACCCCUUCCCUCCCUUCUACCUUCCCACCGCACUCACUUGGUCAGCGAGCGCAUCCUGACAUUCUCCACUGGAGGGAGAAGGGGAGAUAGAGGUGCACAUUAGGAGGAGGAGGAGGAGGAGGAGGUGGCGGAGAAGAGACGGGCAGCGGCAGAUCAGCUGGAAUCAGUCGGCAGACAGUCAGGCGGGCAGGCAGGCUGCACUCUCCUCCUCUCGGCGCCGCCAGAGCACACUGGACCGAAACCACCCGCGACCCUCCGAGGCGGAUGAACGGAGAUCUACACGAGGCUCGUGUCCAGGAGGUCCUGCGGCAGAUCGACACCUUCAAGGAAAUACAGUGACGUCCUGUAAUGGAAAUGGUGGGACUGUAAACCAGCAGUGAUCAGAAAACAAGUUCCAUGUUGCAUGUGCUGAAAUAGACCCACCUGUUCAGAGAGCCAAGAUCUUCUGGGUUUCUGACUAAUCAUGGCGAAAGCAUAUGAAUUUAAUUGGCUGAAACCGGUGCAGCAGUUUCUGCAAGAUGGAACACAGUUUGACCGAUACGAAGAGGACCCCUUUGUGUUUGAACCUAGUUGCCUUUUUAAAGUGGAUGAAUUUGGUUUCUUCCUGACAUGGAAAAGUGAAGGAAAGGAAGGCCAGGUUUUAGAAUGUUCUUUGAUCAACAGCAUUAGAACUGGAUCUGUUCCCAAGGACCCCAAAUUAAUAAGUGCAUUGGAAGCUGCUGGGAAAGUCGACAAUGACUUGGAGGGGCGCAUCGUGUGCAUCUGCAGUGGCACAGACCUGGUCAACCUCAACUUUAUUUAUAUGAUAGCAGACAGUCCCGAAACAGCUAAGCUCUGGAUGGAAGGUCUAUCAUCUGCGAUUCAUAACUUUAGAGCCAACAAUGUCUGCCCGAUGACCUGCUUAAAAAAGCAUUGGAUGAGGUUAUCAUUUUUGACCAAUAUAAAUGGCAAGAUCCCAGUCAGAAGCAUAACCAGAACAUUUGCUUCAGGAAAGACAGAAAAAGUCAUUUUUCAGGCGCUCAAAGAACUAGGGCUUCCCAGCGGAAAGAAUGAUGAGAUUGAGCAUUCAGUUUUUACUUUUGACAAAUUUUAUGCACUGACACAAAAGAUCUGCCCUCGGACUGACAUAGAAGAACUUUUUAAAAAACUCAAUGGCGACAAAACCGAUUAUUUAGAAGUAGACCAGUUAGUCAGCUUUCUGAAUGAAAAUCAACGAGACCCAAGGUUGAAUGAAAUUUUGUUUCCUUUCUACGAGCACAAAAGAGCCAUGCAAAUAAUUGAAAGUUUCGAACCAGACGUAAAUCUAAAGAGACAAGGUCGAAUGUCAAGCGACGGAUUUUGCCGAUAUCUAAUGUCAGAUGAAAACGCCCCCGUCUUCCUCGACCGCCUGGAGUUGUAUCAAGAAAUGGACCAACCUUUGGCCCACUAUUUUAUAAGUUCCUCACAUAAUACGUAUCUCAUCGGGCGACAGUUUGGAGGAAAGUCAUCCGUGGAAAUGUACCGGCAGGUUCUUUUGGCGGGAUGCAGAUGUGUGGAACUGGACUGUUGGGAUGGAAAGGGAGAAGAUCAAGAACCAAUAAUCACCCACGGGAAAGCCAUGUGCACCGAUAUUCUUUUUAAGGAUGUAAUUCAGGCCAUUGCGGAAACAGCGUUUGUAACCUCCCAGUAUCCAGUCAUUCUUUCAUUUGAAAAUCACUGCAGCAAAUCGCAGCAAUACAAAAUGGCAAAAUACUGUGAAGAGAUAUUUGGGGAUCUACUAUUAAAGCAGCCUCUGGAAGGUUUCCCAUUGGAACCCGGACAAAUUUUGCCUUCUCCAAAUGACUUGAAAAGAAAAAUUCUCAUAAAGAAUAAAAGGCUGAAAUCUGAAGUCGAGAAGAAGCAACUCGAUGCUUUUAGGAGGCUGCAAGAGGGUGGAGAAGCAGCCACACCAUCUAACAUCCUGGAAGACGAAAUUGAAGAGGAAACAGAAAACACUUGCAGCACCCCAGCCUGUGUUGACAUAGAAGAAGAAGCUCACCCAGAACUGAAGUUUGGGGAACUGUCCUCCAGUGAUUUAAGUCAAACUGAAAAUCUUCUCAGUACUGUGGAGAAAGUUACUGAAGAUGAGAUAACUGAAGCAACUGAGAUCUCAGAAGUUACAGAUGUGAUUGAAUCUGAAAGCAUCAAAAAGGCUGGAAUAUCCAUCGAAGAUGAGCAAGCAUUGAUUACGUCUUAUAAGUAUGUUGGCGCAACAACGAACAUCCAUCCAUAUCUGUCAGCAAUGAUUAAUUACGCGCAACCAGUCAAGUUUCAAAGCUUUGAUGUGGCAGAAGAUAGGAACAUCCAUUACAACAUGUCUUCUUUCAAUGAAUCGGUUGGACUGGGGUAUCUGAAGACUAACGCCAUCGAAUUUGUGAAUUAUAACAAACGACAAAUGAGUCGAAUCUACCCCAAAGGGGGCCGAGUGGAUUCCAGUAAUUACAUGCCUCAGAUCUUCUGGAACGCUGGCUGCCAGAUGGUCUCCCUGAACUACCAAACCCCAGAUUUGGCUAUGCAGCUAAACCAGGGCAAGUUUGAAUAUAAUGGAUCAUGUGGCUACUUGCUGAAGCCAGACUUCAUGCGCCGGCCAGACAGAACCUUUGACCCCUUCUCAGAAACGCCUGUCGAUGGCGUCAUUGCAGCUACUUGUAGUGUCCAGGUUUUUUCAGGUCAAUUUUUAUCUGACAAAAAGAUCGGGACAUAUGUGGAAGUAGACAUGUAUGGGUUGCCAACAGACACCAUCCGGAAAGAGUUUCGAACAAGAAUGGUGAUGAACAAUGGUCUCAAUCCGGUGUAUAACGAGGAGCCAUUUGUGUUCAGGAAGGUCAUCCUGCCAGAUCUUGCAGUUCUUCGGAUUGCCGUCUACGAUGACAACAGCAAGCUCAUUGGUCAGCGGAUCCUUCCUCUGGAUGGUCUUCAGGCAGGAUACAGACACAUCUCACUGCGAAAUGAAGGCAACAAACCUCUGUCGCUCCCGACGAUAUUUUGUAACAUUGUGCUGAAAACAUACGUUCCCGAUGGAUUUGGAGCCAUCGUCGAUGCUCUGUCCGACCCAAAGAAGUUUCUGUCAAUCACGGAAAAGAGGGCUGACCAAAUGAGAGCGAUGGGAAUAGAAACGAGUGAUAUUGCCGAUGUGCCAAAUAAUAAUUCCAAAAAUGACAAGAAAGGCAAAGUCAACCAAGUGAAAGCAAGCGUGACGCCAAAGAGCAGCUCGGAAUUGAGACAAAACUCAAAUUCUGCCCUGGGAGGCAGCAAUGACACCAAGAAAGCCCCAGCCACACUCGUACCUCAAGUGAACAUUGAGGAUUUGAAGCAAAUGAAGACGUAUCUUAAAUUACUAAAGAAACAGCAAAAAGAACUCAAUUCACUGAAGAAAAAACAAACCAAGGAUCUCAGUUCCAUGCAGAAGUCACACUGCACGCAUGUAGACAAGCUCGUCGCCCAACACGAUAAAGAAAAGCUUUAUUACGAGAAGCUGCUUGAAAAGGCAAUCAAGAAAAAGGGAGAAAUCAACUGCCUGGAAAUGAAGAAGGAAACGGAAGCCAAAAUCCAAAAACUGUCCUCAGAGCAUAAAAUAAAGGUAAAAGACAUUGUUGCUCAACAGACAAAGGAAUGGACAGACAUGCUCAACACACACAGCAAAGAGGAACAGGAACUGAGGGAACCGCAUUUGGCGCAGCAGUGGGAGCACCUCAGGAAACUCUUAGUGGCCGCACAAGAACAGCAGACCCAGCAACUCAAGCUCAUCCAUGACAGGCAGAGCAAAGAGAUGCGGGCAAAUCAGGCCAAGAGUUCCAUGGAGAACGGCAAAGCGAUCAGCCAUGAUAAAUCGAUCAAAAAUAAAGCGGAAAGGGAAAGGAGAGUCAGGGAAUUGAAUAGCAGCAAUACUAAGAAGUUCCUGGAGGAACGGAAAAGGCUGGCCAUGAAGCAAUCCAAAGAAAUGGAGCAACUUAAAAAGUCUCAACAGGAGCAACUUGAAAGUCUCGAGAAGCAAAACGAGCAGCUUUUGAAUUCACCUCAUGCAGUGUCACACAAUCAAGGCAAAGGAGAUGCAGCAGAUGGUGAAGCUGGAAGCGGAGAUGGGCCGCCGACCGGCCACAGUAGUCUGAAGCCUCCCCAAGCUCUCUGAAUCUGCCAAGAAGAAGCAGCAGCAGCAGCACUCAAUCUACCACCGCUACAUCAUGUCCAUUCUGCUCCGAUUUCUGUUCUCUUACUAGCCCGACUGGAUCGCCAGUUGUCUUGCCAGUGAGACAGCAUUUCCAACUCACCACCGCAGCUCUUUGGGUACCGAAUUUCCUUUCCAUGUUACUGACUGUUAUAAAAGGUUCAAAGGAAAACAAAAAGGUGCUGCGAUCCAACACUCCACGUAGAGAGGAGAAGACGUUUCGGUUGAUUUCUGACUUUUUGUGACCCUUUGUAGUAAGCAGGGGACAAAGUAGUAGUACUAAGGGGACUGGUUAUUCAGCCAGCGUCCAUUUUCCUUCAACUUGUGCAUCAGUUUUUAAAAGGCCGAACAGGCUGAGCAUGGUUUUAUCAAGUGAAAAUUCUUUUUAUUAUUUUUAUGACUAGAUUUGGUGACAUGUUACAUUAAGUGCCUGGCAUUACAGUGUCCUUACACUGUAAUUACUCAUUAAUUACCUGCGGUGGCUGCCGUAUACUUAAUAGGUAACUAUUGGAGUAGAAACGUUAAUUUUUUUUCCACAAACUUACAGUAUACUUACACGCUAGUCAUAUAAUAAUAAAUAAAUAGACGGGUAAUUAUACCGAUUAAUUUCAGUGUAAGUGCACUGUAACAGACACUUCUUGUAAUGCAUUGCCUUCGAUUUUCAUUAUCCAUUAGACAACGGCAUUAAAGGGAAAAUGCAAUGCUGAGCAAAGCAGGUGAUAAAUGUACAUAACGUUCACCCGGUGCUGGUUUACUUCCGAAAUCUCGUCAAAUAUUCAAACGUUUUUGUUUUGUUUUUUUGGUUUUUUUUUUGAAUCGCCAAUGGCAUUUCAAAUCUGAGGGGGCAUUUGUUUUUAUUUCUGUUUAAAUAUUUUAGAGAAUUUUAGGUGAAUUUUCUCACUUUAUUUUUUAACUAAAAAGAAAAAAACAAAGAAAUAGAGCUUUAUUUUUGGAAAUUCGUAAUUGCUUUAGGCAACAUGUGCAAAAAUGUCUCGUAAACCAGUCGACAGACUCCAUGGCCGGACGCUCAACGAAUUGUGUGACAUGUCCGAAGCACUUUAUCGAUAUUUUGGCUGUGAAGAACGUGUAGAAUUUACCCUUCCUGGUUGUGGUACAACACAAAACACAAUCUCGUUUUUACAACGUUUAACCGAUCUGUAUUCUUGUGCUGUUCGUUUGUAAUUUUAACACUUUUCAGGUUUGAAUGUUAAAGGGUAAGGGUUGUGGGAUGGGGAAAUAUGAAAUAAUUCAAUAAUAUAUAUAUAUAUAUAUAUACUCAUAUAUAGAAAUAGAUGAUUAUUUAUGGAGAAAAUGUAUAAUUCUGUUAGGGUAUCAAUUAAUAAGUUGCUGUAUUUAUUACCUCAUCACGAUGAAUUUUACGAUAUUUGAUCAAACUGCCAUUCACAAAAUGUGCAUUGUGGUGCACUUCUCAUUAGCUUAAUGCUCCCAGAUAGUUGAUAUUCCAUUUAUAUUGAAAAACAGAUUGAGGUGCAACUUCCAUGCCAUUUAAACGUAGAACAAGGCAUAGGCCGGCUCCUCAGAAGAACUACGGGUGAGGAAAACGCCCUCAACCCAUUGAUCGAACGCGCCUUCCCUGGACCCGUUCUUCAUUCGACAUGGAGAAUCCUAAUAUUUUCUUGACACUCUUACAAAGGCUCCAGUUUUUGAUGAUGAUUCUUAAAAAAAAUUUUGUCAAUUAACAUUUAAAAAAGUAAUUGUCGCAAAACUCGAUAUGGAAAUGUCCAACUAAACGACACCUUAAUUCACCAGAAGCCGCCUCGAUUGACGGAAAUGUAUGCUCAUAUUUAUCAAGGCGCCUGACUUAUUCAUAAAGAAUCUCACAAUCGUUUGUUGCCCGGGUUGAUGACUUGAGGAACGAAUGUUUAUUAUGAUGUUUACAGUUCAUUAUUUUUUUAAGUCAGGAAUGCCUUUGAAAUGGCCGAUAAACUCCGUCAUCCUGUCAGAUGGUGGCAUUCUAUGGCGGCGGGGUCGAGAUCUGGGUUAAUGUAAAGCAUUCAGAGCCACCUUCUCUUUUGUCACGUUUUCUUAGGUUGCAGCCUUGGGCUCAGAUCGUGUAAGUUUGUCAUCAGGUAACCCUCCAUUCCCCAGAAUGACAAAACAAAAGCAGGAUUUGGGUCAUUUUUGCAAAUCGCUUAAGAAUAAAAAUGGAAACACCACGAGGAUCUAAGUAUUCAGACCCUUCACUCAGAAGCCCCUUUGGCAGCAGUUCUAGCCUGGAGACUUCUUGGAUUUGACACAAUAAUCUUCUCCCAUCCGAAUUUAAGGGAUUUUCGGCGAUUCUUCUCUGCUGGUCCUCUCAGGCUCUGUCAGGUUGGAUGGACACCAUUGGUGGAUGUCUGUUUUUCUGGUUUGGCCUCAAUUCUGGGCUAUGGGUGGGCCACUCGAGAACAUUCCCAGAGUUGUCCCUAAGUCACUCCUGUGUUGUCUUUGUUUUGUUCUGUUGGAAGAUGAACCUCGGGUCCCCAGCACUCUGCAGAAGGUUUUCAUUAAGGAUAUCACCUCACUUUGCUCAGUUUAGUCUCAAAGUUCCUGCCACUGAAAAACAACCCCACAGCAUGAUGCAUCCACCACCAUUUUUCCCCGUUGGUUGGUAUGGUAUCACACAGGUGAUGAGCAGUGCCUGGUUCUUCCAGACGUGACACGUAGAACUGACGUCAAACACUUCAACCUCGGUUUCGUCAGACCAGAAACUCACAUUGCUCGUGGUCUGAGAGUCCUUUAGAUGCCGUUUUGCAAACUCCAAGUGGGUGUUCAUGUGUUGUUCAGGCAUUUGGUGGAGUGGUUGUCCUUCUGAAAGUUUCUCCCAUCUGCACAGAGGUUGUCUGGAGCUCAGCCAGACUGACCAUCAAGUUCUUGGUCACCUCUCUUAUCAAGGCUCUUCUCCCCAGAUUGUUCAACCAGUUUUAGGAACAGUUGUGCUUGUUCCAAACAUUUAAGAUUUAUGGAGGUCAAUUUGUCAAAAAAGCCCAGAGUAGUAAAGUGUUGCAGUGGUGGCUGAACUUCCAGAAGUUUCUCCCAUCUUACAAUGAUUGUCUAGAGCUCAGAGAGAGUGAGAUAGAGAGAGACUGAUCAUCAAGUUCUUGGUCACCUCUCUUACUAAGGCCCUUAUGCUCCCAGAUUGCUUAGUUUGGCCAGACAGCCAUCUCUAGCGAGAGGUGCAGUUGUCCCAGAUUUCUUCCAUUUAAGAAUUUAUGGAGGCCACUGUGCACUUGGGGAUCCUCAGUACUGCAGAGAUGUUUCGUUGCCUUCCCCUGAUCGGGGACUCUGCACAAUCCUGUCUCCAAGCUCUUCAGGCAGUUCCUUCGAUCUCAUGGCUUUGGUUUUUGCUCCACUGUGGGACCUUCUAUAGACAGGUGUGUACCUUUCCUAAUCAACCCAAUGAACUGAAUUGACCACAAGUGGACUCCAAGCAAGGUGUAGAAAUGUCUCAGUGAUGAUCAAUAGAAUGGGGAGCACCUGAGCCAUAUUUCAAAUGUCUGCAUAGUUGUGUCAAUGUCAAAUUUCAGGUUUUUAUUUUGUCAUCCCAGUGAUGUCCAGUCGAUUAAAAUGACCACUGGUGGACUCCAAGAAAGGUGUACAAACAUCUCAGUGAUGAACAAUAGAAUGAGGCGUGCCUGAGCCAAACCAAAGGGACUUGAGUACUUGACAUUUCCGCUUUUGAAUUUCAAUACAUUUGCAAAAAUUCCAAAAAAUCGUGUUUUUGGUUUGCCAUUCUGGGGUACUGAGUGUUGGUUGAUACUGGAGAAAAACUCGAUGCAGCUUAUCAAAUGAUGUCCGUCUUCGAUUCCCUGGAUCUGAGUUCGAAAUGGGGAUUGGGUGUGCGUGUAGCGCACUUGCACUGAUUCCCUCUGUUUUUUACCACAAAAGAAGGCAUUUUUUUCUUUCACUGUAUAUAAGAACACUUGCGGAAUGAGCGCCGUGUCGUAAGGGAAGGCAACGAGAAAUGAGCUUCUUUUCUAGCUUUGGGAAGUGGCAAGGAUCUUCUUACGUGAUCUGUCCGGUUAGUAGAAUAAUAUUUAGCUGUUUCUUCUUUUAUUAUUUAUUCUCCUUGGAAUAUAUUAAUUUAUAAGAAAUUAAGUUUUAAUGGAAAUACUAGCUAAUUGCAAGGGAAAAACAAGCUCUAUAUUUUAUAAACAGUAUGUUUGUAGCAUUUAACUUGGAAUUUAGGGGGCAAAGUGGUGGAUUGGUUAGUGUGUCUGCCCGACAUUGUCCAGCCACCGCUUUGCGGUACUUUGUAUAGGUUUAUCCCCAGGAACACAUCCCAAAGAUGAAGACAUUUUGUUCAUCGUUAACUGUAAAGGAACUUGGCAUCCUGCUCAGGACUGGAUCCUGCUGUGUGCCCAGUGCUGCCAGUAUAGUCACUGGUUCCACUCAGGCCUAAAAUGGAAUAAAUGGACUCGCAAAAUAAAUUGAAUUUGGGGUUUAUGGCAGAACUUCAUGACCUUUUAAAAUAAAUGGUAGUCCCCCUCCUCAACCUCCCCCCCCUCAACCACUCACCAUUUCUCCCAUUAAACUGGGUGGAGUUUUCUAGUCCAGGAGGUGUGGUCUUCUUCAUUUUAUUAUUUAGUCUUCAGGUGAUGUGCUGAUCUGUGGUGGUGAAGACAUGAUGAUAAAGACAUGGCUCACGUUUUACCGGUCCAUCUACAUCCUUGUCCUCACCUGUGGCCAUGCGCUGAGAGUAAUGGCCAAAAGAAUGAGCUUGCGAGGAAUGAGGCUUCUUCACGUGGCCACACCAUCUUAGGAUGAGAAGGUCCGAUACUCAGGAGAGCCUCACAGUACAAGUAGACUUGCUGCUCCUGCUGAUGGAGAUGAGCCGUUUGAGGCCAUGUUGGGCAUGUUGUUAGGAUGUCCCCCCAGUUUGGCUCUUACUCAACUUGCUCCGGACACAUCCAACCAGGUGGAGAACCCCCGGCAGACCCAGGACACACUGGAGAGGGAGGUCAGUCUGGCUCACUGCUGCUAAGGCUCACACCUGGAAAAGCAGCUUGAGAGGAUGAGAUGAGAUAUUAAAUCUUUACUGCGCAAAAUGAGGCACAUAUGCAGAAACAUCCAUGAAAUUCUAACACGGCAUAGAAGUCCAAAAUGGUUAUGGGACCAAAAGUUAGGGUCAGAAAUUUUAUACAUCAAAAGCCAUUACUUUCAACAUCGGGACACAGUUUCUUUUUUAUUCGACCGAAGGUAAGACUGAAGUCUGAAGUGUCAAACUGCCUUUUCAGGCCUUUAAAAUGACUCCAGUCCACCUCAGGUUUUUGGUUUUCCUCCCCCUUGAAGGGCAUUUUUUGUGUAUUUGGGAACUUUUGGACGUUUAAAGCCCUUUGGAUUUUGCGCAUCGUGGAUAUGGGAGGAAAUCAGAACACCGUCUGGGAUUAUGGGAAAUGUGUAAUGUAAACUCCACACAGACUAUGACUAGGCUGGCGACUUAAUUACGUUUUCACAUUUUUGAUGAUUUUGCCCUGUGCAGGUGGUAGAUUGGAUGAUGUUUUUGUCCUCAGUGUAAAGCUGAGUUUUCCAGUCGGUUUUGACCCAAAUUGGACCUUUAGUAAAAUUUUCAUCCGGUGAAAUUUGCCAAACAAAUGUUUUGGAUGAAGCUGCCGUAUCUGAGAUGGAGUGUAAAAAUCUGAGGCACGUGGCACAUUACACGAUUUCUAGUCAGCGAGAACAUCGGACGUAACGACUGUAGCUUCGAGAUCUCAUGCGCUCGUGGGUGUCAGAUUACAAAUUAUAUGACUUGCAUGCAGACUUGUCAGCCCAUUUCCAAAGUAUCAUGAGAUUGCCGCAUUACUAUAGCCAAUAACGUCCUGCCUGUGCCCGUACAAAGGCCUUCCUUUUCUGCUCUGUCAUUAUGCAACAAACAUGAGACAUCAGACAGAUGAGCCUCUCUUCUGUUU
Polypterus senegalus (gray bichir) is the source of this 10184-nucleotide messenger RNA. RefSeq names its product 1-phosphatidylinositol 4,5-bisphosphate phosphodiesterase beta-4 (gene plcb4a). The transcript has 41 exons. NCBI's taxonomy places the organism in Eukaryota, Metazoa, Chordata, Cladistia, Polypteriformes, Polypteridae. Gene Ontology annotation, biological process: lipid metabolic process; phosphatidylinositol-mediated signaling. Gene Ontology annotation, molecular function: phosphatidylinositol-4,5-bisphosphate phospholipase C activity; calcium ion binding. The coding region runs from base 556 to 4239 and encodes 1227 amino acids. The record is from RefSeq and is a predicted model, not a curated record.